Alosa alosa (allis shad) is the source of this 7315-nucleotide messenger RNA. It is a transcript of the gene map3k3, whose product is annotated as mitogen-activated protein kinase kinase kinase 3. Gene Ontology annotation, molecular function: protein kinase activity; ATP binding; protein binding. The coding region runs from base 1646 to 3493 and encodes 615 amino acids. The transcript is spliced from 17 exons. Lineage: Eukaryota; Metazoa; Chordata; Actinopteri; Clupeiformes; Clupeidae. The record is from RefSeq and is a predicted model, not a curated record. Gene Ontology annotation, biological process: protein phosphorylation.
GCAAGCCCGUAGCCGCGCGCCAUGAUGCGCGCAGUCACGGAAUCGAAAGGAGGAGCGCGUUCCCGUGAAAGCUCGGCGAUGUUUUAGAUGUCAUCCUGCACUUUGAUUAACAAAGCUAUAAUCUGCGCCGUCGGACCAGUGUAUUUUUAGAUAACUAUUGUACAUACUAAGUGGAUUUUACUUACGAUGGUUCUGAAAACAAGAUACCGUUACUUUUUUUUGCAUUGAGAAGCGGAGAAAUGGGUUCCGGUGACGGAUUGCUUUUUCAGUCAGGAAAUUCACUAUGUUCAAGUAUCAUAUAACUUUGUGCUGUUGGCCAUGAAGACACGAUCACAUGGAAUAUCGUAACUCUGGGUCUCCGUUUACUAACGUGAUACACCUUUAUAACUUCCUUUGCCAGAGAAAAGCGGGUGUGUCUCAAUUUUGUUGAGUUUUACCUUGCCGAAACACGCAUUAGACUUUGCCACGGAAAGAACAGACGGACCUCGAACUUCUUACGGGCUUGCCGUCUAUCAGAUUAAAUAAGAAGGAUUUGUCUUGCAAUGGGGGGCUAUAUGCCCAAGACUGAUAUUUUGUUACUACGUUCAUAUCGCGUGGUCAGCGUUGAUUGUAUCCACUUAUCAAUUCGGUAGAAUGCAUUGGCUACUCCAACCCGAGAUUGUUGCUCUGGAGCUAACAGCUGAACUGGCGACUUAUUUGUUGUCGUACCUUCAUUUGUCUGCUCUUCAAAAUAUCAUAUUGUUGCGCGAUUGAAGACAACGAGCGCCAGUUUGCCAUUAAAACUUGGACAAAAUAGCAGACCAUUAGCGCCAAGAACUUGAGCAGACCGAUGGGGGGAAAUCUGCAAAGUUAGCAGGAAAAGAAGCCAUCAAAAUCACGGAAAUCGCUUCGUUCCCUUUCCUCCAGUGAACUGUUACAGAUGGAUUUCAUGAAAGCAACAUGAUGACUGCUGCAUUUUUGUCCUAGGUAAACUUGUAUAGAUCUAACUCUGCUCAUAGGCCUAUAUGUUUAUGCAACAUUAGAGCUUUUGUUUACUUUUUGCAUUCCUGGCAGUAGUUAUGAUAGGCCUACAAUGAAAUACCAACGGACAUCUCCCUUUAUGGAAAAAAAAAUGGGGAUGAAGACAGGCUUGGAUUUGUUUGUUCUUUGAGCUCAAAAUACAAUGUAUCGAACUUUUGAUCCAUUCACAUAUAAAACAGUUACUCUGAUGUGACAAAUACGUACAUGUAGGCUAAGCCGACCAACAAGACACCUAGCCUAUGUAGCUACAGCGUAUUACAUAUAAAAAUCAGUGGUUUUGAUUGUGCGCAAAUUUUGGAUGACGGCCCGAGGGGCUCGUAAGCCCCAGCCAUGGCACACGGGACAGUAGACCUAACGCUUCAUUUUUCGCCCGGGGAAUUCUAAAAUAUGCCAUGGGACUCUCAAGGGUGUAAGAAGUCCUGAAUCACUGACGCUUGCCCGUUGAACUACCUGUCAGACGAACUCUUUGUAUCUGCAGUCAUUGGAACGGAGGAGGGUUGUACGCGAGACCACGUCCUUUUCCAAAGGAACCAUCCAAGGCCUUUCAUGGGUGGCUGGAGCUGGGGGAGUGUGUGAAGAUCCCCAGGCCUGAUCUGGAACAAGAACACACACAUCCACCGCCAAUAUGAAUGAGCGGCAGGCUCUCCACUCCAUAAUGAAGGACCUGGUGGCCCUUCAGAUGACCCGGCGGCAGCCCAGCUUCGAGGCGCCAAAGCCAAAGCCUGUCGGUCCUCCUAACAGACAGGACGACAUCAGAAUAAAGUUUGAGUAUAAUGGAGAGAGGAGGAUUCUGAUGUUCGGACGGCCUGUGCAGUUUGAGGAAGUCCAGCAGAAAGUUAAGACUGUGUUUGGUCAGCAGUUAGACCUGCACUACAUGAACAAUGAGUUGUCAAUCCCUCUCUGGAACCAAGACGACCUGGACAAAGCCAUCGACCUCCUGGACCGCAGCACAAACAUGAAGAGCAUCAAGAUCAUGCUACUCAUGCAAGAGCACAGCAAUGCAUCAUCACCUUCGCACCAUGCCGUGAGCAAGCAGGUGCGCAUCAAGGCCUCCCAGUCUACAGGAGAUGUCAGCACAGCGUACCAGUCCUCCGAGUCUAGGGGGCGCCACCCCUCCACCAGCUCGCAGAACACUGGGCGGAGCUCUCCGCCCCCCGGCUACGUUCCUGAGCGUCAGCAGCGCAUCGCGCGCCAGGGCUCCUACACCAGCAUCAACAGCGAGGGCGAGUUCAUCCCUGAGACCGGCGACCCCUGUGUGCUGGGCCCCUGGAGUAGUGCUGAGAACUCUGUCUCUGGCAGCUGUCAAUCACUCGACAGCAACUCAGACAGUCCGUCCCUUAGGAAGUCACGCAUGCACCGAGCGAAGAGUUACCCCGACAACCGCCAGGAUUUUGCAGAGAACCGCGAGAAUCACGCCUAUGACAAGGUUGGCAAGGGUGGAACAUACCCACGGAGAUACCAUGUCUCCCUGCACCACAAGGACCUCAGUGAAGGGCGGCGGACGUUUCCACGGAUCCGGCGGCCGCAGGGGAACCUGUUCACCCUGGUGCCGUCGCGGCGCUCGCUCAACGGCAGCGAGGAGAGCCUGAGCAGCUGGCAGAUGGUGGACGCCCAGGGACGCCUCCGGCCGCAGGACAGACCUGUCGCUCACAAGUCCCCUAGUGCCCCCGUCACGUGGCGGAGGGGCAAGCUGCUGGGCCAGGGGGCCUUUGGCCGGGUCUACCUCUGCUACGACGUGGACACGGGCCGGGAGCUGGCCGCCAAGCAGGUCCAGUUUGACCCAGACAGCCCGGAGACCAGCAAGGAGGUCAGUGCUCUGGAGUGUGAAAUUCAGCUGCUGAAGAAUCUGCACCACGAGCGCAUUGUCCAGUACUACGGCUGUCUGCGGGACCACAAUGAGAAGACCCUCACCAUCUUCAUGGAGUACAUGCCAGGGGGCUCAGUGAAGGACCAGCUGAAGGCGUACGGGGCGCUGACGGAGAAUGUGACCCGCAAAUACACGCGGCAGAUCCUGGAGGGCAUGUCCUACCUCCACAGCAACAUGAUCGUCCACAGAGAUAUCAAAGGUGCCAACAUCCUGCGGGACUCGGUGGGUAACGUGAAGCUGGGCGACUUCGGGGCCAGCAAGCGCCUGCAGACCAUCUGCAUGUCCAGCACAGGCAUCCGCUCCGUCACAGGCACGCCGUACUGGAUGAGCCCGGAGGUGAUCAGCGGCGAGGGAUAUGGACGCAAGGCUGACGUCUGGAGCCUGGGCUGCACUGUGGUGGAGAUGUUGACUGAGAAGCCCCCCUGGGCUGAAUACGAGGCCAUGGCGGCCAUCUUUAAGAUCGCCACACAGCCCACGAACCCCUUGCUACCGUCCCACAUCUCCACCCACACGCACGACUUUGUGCGCAGCAUCUUUGUGGAGGCCAAGAAUCGCCCCAGCGCUGAGGAGCUCCUCAGACACCCUUUCUCGCAGAUCCAGUGCUGAGGGCACCUUGGCCCCACUGGCUCAUCUACCCGCUUCCCAGGCUUUUGGGGCCUACAGCAGCAUCCCUCCAGAUGGACAAUAUAUUUACAUGAGCAGUCAAAGUGCUCCUCCAGGUCAGCUAAAUCCAUAGCACUACCAAAUGUUCAACAGGUCACCUGAUUUCCACAAUCCUUCCGAGUCACAAGAUGUUUGCCUUAUUCAGUUGCGUAUGUUAUGUAAUUCCAGUUCUCCGAACAGCAGGUGGCGCCACAGGGUGUGCUACCACUUUUAUGUCCAACCUACAGGGAGAUGAACAAGCCAAUUGUGUUGCCAUGUCCAGGGAGCUUAUUGCUCCUAUGUUAUCAAAGGAGUAAUUGACUGACACAGACACACAUGUACACACAUGUAUACAUAAACACACACACACACACACACACACACACACACAUACACACACACACACACACAGAAACACUCACAUACACACACAUACACAUUGAGGUUUCAUUUUUCAUGCUCGACACCGGGUUGUUCACGUAUACGGAAGCAUUGCAUGCAUGCUUGCUGAAAUGAGCUGACUGUUACAGAACUGAACGGGUACCAAAAAGUUAAAGCCUCUCCCUCUCCCUCUCAUAUGUUGUGUCAAAGUGACCAGUUGUCCUAUACACACCUCACACAGGCACGGGGGUCAUAACAUGACCGAUAUGAUUGAUGUUUUUUUUUAUUUUGCUUUUCAUUCCAUCCAGCCGGUUUAAAUUAUUUAAAUGUCUUUACAAUUUUUUUUUUGUUUUGUUUUGUUUUGUUGUGUCAUGUUUUAUUAUGUUUUGUUUAGAUGAAUGUUUUUAGCCAAACAGAGGAACUUUUAGCCGGGUAGUUUUGAUAAGCUUUAGGUUUGCCCUCUGUUUGACCCCUGCUGCAGCUGCCUGCCUCAGCAUGUCCUUUAAAAGUAGACUUAGGAUUCUUUAAAGGUAGGGUAAGCGAUGGUAAGCUACUUUUCUAACAUGUAACCAUUUUUGUAACAUUCAGCGAAUAUCUCCUCAUCAUUUGUUAGCUCUUCAUUCUCUGAGAACACUGUAAAAAAAACCCGGUCUUCUUCCACAGCCCUGGCUCCGUGAACUGGAAACAAAGAAAGGUGGGGCAGCAUGUCCCCCAAACAAUAACAAAACACUGUGUGGGGUUUCUCGGGGAGCACUGAAGGGAGGGGUGAGCUACCUCUCUGGUGUGUUUUGUUUGGUCUUUGGUUCAAAUACAAUGUAAGUCGCCUUAGACAAAAGUGUUUUCCAAGAAACAUAAACAUAAACACAAACGUAAACAAACACGUCAUCCAGCAUCGCUUACCCUACCUUUAACCACCCGCAGUGGAAUGCUCCAGGGUUGCCAUAGAGACACAAUUGCCCAACACGGGGAUAGAUGCUCUUGCUUGCCCCAAGGCGCUGUGGUUACUAUGGUUACACACUUCAAGUGCAGUAUGUGUACUUUUCUCUGGGUGUACAUAGCCGUUGCUGAUGGCUGAUGGUAUGGCCAUAAGUGAGGACCCUUAGCUGUGCUGGGUUCAGGCCUUUGCCCUGUGGUCCAUUACAGUCACAGCACUUGCAGGGGGAAGGUAGGCAUCCAGUCCUCAACAAGAAGCUGCAGAAUAGACAGAUUCAUCUUUUUCUCAUUGAUAUGAGGUUAAACCAAAGACAAACAGCACGUGACAUGACAAUCUGGCACAGACCCUCAUGACAUUUCACAUUUAGGGCCCUAAUUUGAAUGAUGAAAAAUGUCUUAAGUCUAACUAAAGCUAAUUUAACAACUAGGCUAAAUCAAUUAGCUGAUUUACUGUAACACAGGGCUGACAACUCGCUGAUUGUGAGACUCAUUUGAUUGGCUCCACACGCUCUCACGCCAAUCCAAUGUGUGAGAGUUGGCCCUGUUAACACCAUGAGCAAGACCUUACCCUCAAACACUGAGUCUGCUCAAUGCUCCCACAUGGCACAAGACAGCUAUAGUUCAUGCAGGAGAACUUUGCUUGUUGAUAGACUUUGCACUUUGCCUGGCAUUUAAAUUUGGGCCCCAGGUGUUCAAAUGAUUUUAAUAGUCACAUCCGCUGUCCCAGCAACCUUUUCUGAAAGUGAUUGGCAGUGGCAAAGUGAACAAUGAUGAUCUCAUUGGUCUGGUUCUGUUGUGACAUAUUGUGGAAGAGGAUGAGACAUCACAGUGCUCUUCUUACUGAGUACCUUCAUAACAUAGUGGCUGACUAAGUCCAGAAUUCAGAACAGGUGAAACCUAAAGCAAGUCAGAUACAAAAGGCAGCAGCUAAGUGUCUUCAGACCUUCAAGUAGAAAUAUUCCUACAGAAGCAUGAGGGGAAAGAAGUCACUGCUGCAAAGCCAAUAACUUGCAAUCUAUCCUUAGUUGUUGUUGUUUUAUUUUUAAUUGUAUGUGUUGCCACAGCAUGGUAAAACCUAAAGUGCCGUCAGUUUUGUUCAAAUGUAGAUAAUCUGCUACAUGCAUGUCAAAGACAAAAGUCAGUGGUCCCUCUGGCCUAAAAGAGAGGUGUUAGUGCCUUAAGCUCAAUGCAGCAGUGUUUUGUUAAACCCAUUUGGAUCAUAGCACUUUUGAAAAUGAAUGUUUCAUUGCUGUUCCUUUACCAGUUGUGUUUUACUUCAGCCUUUGGGUUUUAUUAUGCUUUAAUGUGAAAUUCUUUCAUUUAUUUAUAUCUGGCCAAAGGUUUGUUAUUGUGUUUUGGCCAAAGGUUUGUUUUAUUUCUUCUUUUUUGUGUAUCAAAAAAAAAACACAAGCAUAAAUAUAUUUUUAUAUAUUUUAUAAGAUAUUGAGUCUAGACCAAUCAACAUUUGAGUAAGCUUAUGUUAGAAACAUCAGAGAUUUCUACUGUUUUUUAAAGGACAUAAAAGAAGUAGUUCCAGAUAGUAAAAGCAGCUGGUUUUGCAGAGAGAGAGAGCACAGUUUAUGUUUGUGUGUAUUUGUUUAAAGGGCUGGAUGAAGUGUCAGCUCUCAAUGGCCAAUCCUGUACCAAGGCUGGGCUUUGGCUGGCUAGUAAAUUGCAAUUGGGUCCAUGGCAGAUAAGUAGAGAAUGAUUUCCAAGUCAUGUGUGAGAGAUUGAGUGUAUGUUUGUGUGUUGCAUUGUGGUCUAUGGGAGCAUUGAGCAUGCAUGAUGAAGAGAGCAAAAAGACAGAGUGAAUGGUUUCGCACAGAUGUGGUCAAGUCAGGAGUGGAGGUCAGUUUGGGGCCUUUAUUUUCACUGUGGGAGACUUGAGAGAUUUAAAAGAUGGACGGGUUCAGCCCAGCUGCCUGGUACAGCGCAUUGGCCACAAGAGGGCGCAGCUUCACCUGGCCGUAUGACGACUUUGUUUAGCUCAGGGUUCUGGAGGUCCUCCUGCCGCAGCAAUCCGACCACAGCGCCACCUGGUGCCUUUUUUGUAUUUCAACGUUUCAUUCUUUCUUUAAUGACAUUGUUUUUUUUCCAUAUCAACUUGUUUUUGUUUUAAUUUUUUAUUUGUCUCUGUGUCUGAAUGGAAGACAGAGGACUAAACUAAAGAACUAUUUUCUUGGGAUGUUAACGACGUGUUGCUCGUGACUCGAGUGAGAUAUUAAAAGGCUGCUAGAGUGAGUGACUCAAGGCAGCUAGAAAUCAGUAUUCACAAAGUUUUGGAAGACCUUGUUUGAUAAAAAAAGAAAAUUAAAUCUUUUUUAAAGUGAACCCUGGGGUAAGCAGAAGAUUUCCAACUGAUGAAUUUCUAUAUAAAUACAUGAAUGAAUAUGUAUCACGACGGUGGACUUGCAGUGCAAAGUCCAGUGUAUCAAAGUUAUUUACAAUAAAGAAAAGCAUUAUGUUGAAAUA